This is a messenger RNA of Phyllostomus hastatus (greater spear-nosed bat), 3889 nucleotides long. RefSeq names its product BRCA1 associated protein (gene BRAP). Gene Ontology annotation, molecular function: nucleic acid binding; ubiquitin protein ligase activity; zinc ion binding. Gene Ontology annotation, cellular component: cytoplasm. Lineage: Eukaryota; Metazoa; Chordata; Mammalia; Chiroptera; Phyllostomidae. Gene Ontology annotation, biological process: Ras protein signal transduction; protein ubiquitination. The record is from RefSeq and is a predicted model, not a curated record. The transcript has 12 exons. The coding region runs from base 52 to 1854 and encodes 600 amino acids.
UCCCAGCCUCUCCUGAGCCCGCCGGGGCCCGCGCCGGCCAGCGCCUGCCCUAUGAGUGUGUCACUGGUUGUCAUCCGACUGGAGCUCGCGGAACACUCGCCGGUCCCCGCCGGCUUCGGCUUCAGCGCCGCGGCCAGGGAAAUGUCUGAUGAGGAGAUCAAAAAGAAGACACUCGCUUCCGCUGCAGCCUGUUUAGAAGGGAAGUCACCGGGAGAGAGAGCAGCAAUCAUACAUCAGCAUCUUGGCCGUCGAGAAAUGACAGACAUGAUCAUCGAGACCAUCAAGUCCAACCCAGAUGAGCUGAAAGCUACCAUGGAAGAAAGAAAGUCUUCAGAAGCAUCCUCCACUGCACAGAGAAGUAAGGAUCAGAGCAAAGAAAGCAUAAAUGCUGCUCCCGAUUCUCCAUCCAAACAGCUUCCAGACCAGAUUUCAUUCUUCAGUGGAAAUCCAUCCGUUGAAAUAGUUCAUGGUAUCAUGCAUCUGUAUAAGACAAAACAGUCUGAUUAUUGUCUCGUUAGUAAGAUGACCUCCUUAAAAGAAGACGUGAGGCGCAGUGCCAUGCUGUGUAUUCUCACAGUCCCUGCUACAAUGACCAGUCAUGACCUUAUGAAGUUUGUCGCCCCAUUUAAUGAAGUAAUUGAACAAAUGAAAAUCAUCAGAGACUCUACUCCAAAUCAAUAUAUGGUGCUGAUAAAGUUUAGUGCACAGGCUGAUGCAGAUAGCUUUUACAUGGCGUGCAACGGUCGCCAGUUCAACUCGAUAGAAGACGAUGUUUGCCAGCUGGUCUACGUGGAAAGGGCUGAAGUGCUGAAGUCUGAAGACGGUGCCAGCCUCCCCGUGAUGGACCUGACCGAGCUCCCCAAGUGCACCGUGUGUCUGGAGCGCAUGGAUGAGUCCGUAAAUGGCAUCCUCACCACGUUGUGUAACCACAGCUUCCACAGCCAGUGUCUGCAGCGCUGGGACGACACGACGUGCCCUGUUUGCCGGUACUGUCAGACUCCAGAGCCAGUGGAGGAGAAUAAGUGUUUUGAGUGUGGCGUUCAGGAAAACCUUUGGAUUUGUUUAAUAUGUGGCCACAUAGGAUGUGGGCGGUAUGUAAGUCGACAUGCUUAUAAGCACUUCGAGGAGACCCAGCACACGUAUGCCAUGCAGCUGACCAACCAUCGAGUCUGGGACUAUGCUGGAGAUAAUUAUGUCCACCGACUGGUUGCAAGUAAAACAGAUGGAAAAAUAGUGCAGUAUGAAUGUGAGGGUGAUACUUGCCAGGAAGAGAAAAUAGAUGCCUUACAGUUAGAGUAUUCAUAUUUACUAACAAGCCAGCUGGAAUCGCAGCGAAUCUACUGGGAAAACAAGAUCGUCCGGAUAGAGAAGGACACAGCAGAGGAAAUUAACAACAUGAAGGCCAAAUUUAAAGAAACAAUUGAGAAAUGUGAUAACCUGGAAGAGAGACUAAAUGAUCUCCUGAAAGAAAAGCAGUCUGUCGAAAGAAAGUGCACUCAGCUCAACACAAAAGUAGCCAAACUCACCACAGAGCUCAAAGAGGAGCAGGAGAUGAACAAGUGUUUGCGAGCCAAUCAGGUCCUCCUGCAGAACAAGCUGAAGGAGGAGGAGAGGGUUUUGAAGGAGACCUGUGACCAGAAGGAUCUGCAGAUCACUGAGAUCCAGGAACAGCUGCGUGACGUCAUGUUCUACCUGGAGGCGCAGCAGAAGAUCAACCACCUGCCUGCUGAGACCCGGCAGGAAAUCCAGGAGGGGCAGAUCAACAUCGCUGUGGCCUCAGCCUCGAGCCCCGCCUCUUCUGGUGGCAGCGGGAAGCUGCCCUCCAGGAAGGGCCGCAGCAAGAGGGGCAAGUGACCUUCACAGAAACAGGUGUCCCUGGGACUCUUUUCCCUGGCACAGAGAGGGUGUGCUGGGGCCUGAGUGUGAGGGUGGGCCCGAAAUAAGUACCAGGGAGGAUCAAGCUGCAGUUGUUUGGAUCUUUCAUUUGCUAGUGUUUGAUGUAAUGAACGCAGAGGGCUGACGACCAGGAGGACUGAUGGAAAAGGGCAGUGUUUUAAAAGGUGGCUGCUUUUUCCAACCUUAGUUCACUAACCUCAACGUUCUAAUGACCAUUUUGCCUUCCUACUUGAUAGGUGACCCAGAUUUGUUGUGCAUUUUUCUGUUGUAUUUAUUGAGUUGGUGUUUUUGACGUUCACUCCUGGGGUCAGUAGGUAACAUUACCUAUUUCUAAAGCAUCAGACCUCCCUGAGGUCAUUGCAGCUGCCUUAGAGAGAGGUUCACACUGGCUACUGAGGAUUUAUGAAACUUCCCGAGCAUUAGUCUCAUUUCAUUGUCAUCCCUCCCUGCCUCUGGGGAACUGAAGGACUGGUUGAAUGUUAUAUGAAAAGAGGCUGGGCCUAUGAAGCAGGCACUGGCUUGUCUCCAGCAGCCAUAUCUUCUUGCUCUGGGGCUAGCCAGGAAAAACAAACAACCCGGGGCAGACUGAGUGGACCCAGUGUAGGAAAAAUGGUGGUGUUUCCAUUUUGUUUAUUUUUGAUGACUCUGCCCCUCCCUACGAACCUCUCAACUAAGGAGGAGGCCUAAUGGUGGCUCACAUCUCAGAGUGAACUUCCUAGCAUCUAGCAAGAAUGAGCAGGCAGAUUUAUCAUCCAUUCGAAAAUGUAGAGUGAGGCCUCAAGAGUAGCUGAUUGUGUAUUUUGCUGGGAUCAGUAUUUUUUGAAUGUUUACAAAAGAUUGAGCUGCAUUUUCAGAUUGCGGCUAGAGGGAGCUUGGGCAGAUUUUCAAUUAUGCUUUCAAGCUAUAACCAAAGGCUGUUUCUAAAUCCGAAAAUAAGAAUUUUAUCAGAGCCCCCUUUAAAACAGUCAUGUAAUGCUUAUGGGCCAACAAGAGGGGCUGUGUACUUCUCUAGAAACACAGAUGUCAAACAAUUCAUGAUACGCCAUAGUGAACAAAAUUAAAGUAGAGCCAUUGGAACUUAGCUUCCAAAAGAGGUAAGCUGAAUAGGUUAACAAGACAAACUGCUAAAUGAUGAGUUUGUUUUCUGCUUUAUAAUUAGCCAAAGCUCAAAUUACCACAUUUCAGAAUUUUUUAGCCUGUGGUUAGGCCUCAUCCCCUUUGACAUAAAUGUCUUACAAGUUACUUGUUAGCACACCAACCAUAUCUCUAAUCACCACCCAUUGUUGUGGGAGGUGCUGCACAGCAUUUCCCACAGGACCUUACCUGUAACUGUGCAAAAUGAAUGUACUUAGACACUGUCGAGUUUUGCGUAGGGCAGACCAACUGUGAGUCCCCCUCGGACUCACCAGAUACCACAGAUAUCUUAGAACAAGAGUGGGAAUGUAAAGCAUAACCUGAUUCUCUUUCCUAUAAAGAUUCUAUUUUAUUUAAAAUCUAUUUUUACACUAGUUAGAAUCCUGCUUUUUUGGCCGAGUACUUGUCUUGCGUGUCUGACCUUGCAGAAGCUGGGGUGGAUCAGAGCAUACUAAUGAAGAGAAUUAGAAGUAGUUCACAGAGCUUGCUGCCUCCUCAUUGCUCUGUGAUCACCUCCAUCCAGCGGCUCCACCACCAGCCGGGAGAAGUGGAUUUUCUGUGCGGGCGGGACAAGUGUUCUCAAAGGCCGUACCCAGAGGAUUGAGCAAAUAGGCAAAUGUUUCCAAGCUACUUGAAGGUUUCUAAAAAAUGUUGCAGAAAAUAAAAAUCGUAAGAUAUGUAAAGGAAAUGUUUUUUAAAAACCAGUUAAAGGGUUAUGUUUGAAUUUGACAAAAUUACAUAAGAUAGAAGCUGUUAGUGUUUUGUGUUUUUUUUUUUUCAGGAUGGAAAUGAACCACGUAACAUAUCCAUGCUACCUUGAACAGUGAAAUUGCAUUAAAGUAACCAAACUUUGAAAUGA